Penicillium bovifimosum is the source of this 1239-nucleotide messenger RNA. RefSeq names its product dihydrofolate synthase. Gene Ontology annotation, cellular component: mitochondrion; cytoplasm; cytosol. Gene Ontology annotation, biological process: folic acid-containing compound biosynthetic process. Lineage: Eukaryota; Fungi; Ascomycota; Eurotiomycetes; Eurotiales; Aspergillaceae. Gene Ontology annotation, molecular function: tetrahydrofolylpolyglutamate synthase activity; dihydrofolate synthase activity; ATP binding. The coding region runs from base 1 to 1239 and encodes 412 amino acids. The record is from RefSeq and is a predicted model, not a curated record. The transcript has a single exon.
AUGAUUGAGCUAGGAUUGAAUCGAGUCGCAAGUCUGCUUCAGCAGACUCCGCUCACAUGGAAGGCCAUCCACAUCGCCGGAACCAACGGUAAAGGGUCUAUCAGUGCCUAUCUCUCCCACAUGUUAUCCCGCGGAGAAGUGCGUUGCGGUCGCUUCACUUCCCCGCAUUUAAUUGAUCGGUGGGACUGUAUCACGAUCGGAGAGAAUGUGGUCCAGGAAUCCCUUUUCCGACAGAUCGAAGACCAAGUCAAGCUGCGAGACCGAACCCUGGGCAUCGGUGCCUCCGAAUUCGAGCUGCUGACGGCAACAGCAUUUGAGAUAUUCAACCAUGAACAAGUCGAAGUCGGUGUGGUUGAGGUGGGCAUGGGAGGGCGUCUAGAUGCAACGAACGUUCUCAAUAAUGUUCUUGUAUCAGUGAUUACAAAAAUAGGCGUGGACCACCAGGCCUUCCUUGGAUCAACGAUCGAGGAGAUCGCUCGUGAGAAAGCGGGCAUCCUCAAGCCUGGAGUUCCCUGUGUGGUGGACUAUACAAACAGCCCGGAGGUGAUUGAAACCGUGAAGGAACGUAUUCAAGAGUUGGGUAUCGAGUCCACCUUCGUGUCGCCCGCUCGGGUUACCGAACAAAUUCCAGCACUUGCACCUUACUUUGAAAAACUUGAUCUCGAGCCUCACCAGCAAGCCAACAUGUGCUGCGCAGUAUCUGCACUUCGCCUGGCCCUCUCUCAACUUCGGCCACAGAUGGACGCCUUCUCUUUGCUUCCAUACCUGGCCGAUGUAACCUGGCCCGGCCGUUUGCAAGAAAUCGUGCUUCAACCUCUAAUUGCUCGUGCAGAGCCCGUGCUGCUAGAUGGUGCCCACAAUGCCCAAUCUGCCGAAGUUCUCGGUCGGUAUGUGGACCGCAGAAUGCGUGCUCAAGGAAAAGCAAUAACCUGGGUUGUUGCUGCAUCAAGUGGGAAGGAUCUGGCCGGGGUAUUUGGCUCCAUUAUCCGCCCUGGGGAUCGCGUCGCAACUGCUGAGUUCGGUCACGUCGACGGAAUGCCCUGGGUUAAACCAACUAACGCCAACGAACUUGCCUCCUCUAUUCAAGCUAUCCAAAACAUUGGGCAAGUCCGGAGCUUUGAGGGUGAUCUACACCCCGCUCUCCAAUGGGCCAGUGCGGAAGCUCAAGGGGGUCCCCUCGUCAUUGCUGGUAGCUUGUACCUUGUUUCCGAUGUGUUGCGCCUUCUCCGCCAAAAAUGA